CCUACGUCACGAUUAUUUGCAUCAUUGGAUAAUAUAGUUUAAAUUAAAUUUUUUAGAAGUAUCAGAGAUUACUUUUGAUUUCUUUAAAUUUCAAUGAGCUGUUGAUAUCGUAACCAACAUAUAUGAAUAUAUCGUAUCUGGUUAUAAUUGUUCUUUCGUACCACAUUUGUUAAUUGACCUACAUCCGGGAGCGUUUUACAAAGUUAAAAAUAUUCAAAAGUAGACAAAUUCACAUUAUUUCAGGAAAGUAAAAUUAUUGUGACAAUGCCUGUCGACAACAGGCGACUAUGGACACCAGAGGAAACAAUUCCCCCUGAAUUUAUAACAAAAUAUAGGCCAACCACUGAAUUAGUCAACCAGAAUGGGAAGAGGAGAGAUGGAAGAGAAGCUAACCAACACAGACCAACAUAUUUGAAGGCAGGUGCUAUAAGUCAGGCUAAGGGCUCAGCUUACAUUGAGAUGGCUGACACGAAGGUCAUCGCUGCAGUUUAUGGUCCACGGGAGGUCAUGAAGAGAGAAGAUUUCACGAUGUCAGGACAGGUAAAAUGUGUCUUUAAGUUUGCCACAUUUUCUUGCAAGACUCGACAGAAACACAUAGAGGAUGAUCGGGAGAAGGAAUUAUCAAUGACUAUCUUAGAAGCCCUAAAGCCUGCAAUUAGACUGGAUAAGUUCCCAAAGGCCAGACUAGAAAUCUUUAUUACAGUCUUACAAGAUGGAGGGAGUGCUCUGGCUGCUGCAAUCACAUGUGGCUCAGUGGCUGUAGCUGAUGCUGGAAUGGAGAUGUAUGAUGUUGUAAUAGGCUGCUCACUGAGGCAGAUUGGGGAGAGGUCUUUGAUUGACCCCACUACAGAUGAAGAAUCCCACAGAUCUCUGUCACAGUCAGACGAGAAGUCCAAUGAAACAUCUCAAGCGAUGAUGACAGUUGCUCUUAUGCCCUCUAUCAACCAAGUCUCAUCCAUUAUACAGAAAGGUGAACUCUCAAUAGAUGGCGCAAAACAAGCACUUAAGCAAUGUCUGGACACUGCUAGAAAACUGCACCCUGUUAUUAAACAGUGCCUAAAUAAGGCAGUAGAAGCCAAAUUAAAAAGAUGAUACACCAAGCCCACAUAUGAUAAACACAUGCCAUAGUAGGCUACAUACUACUUAGUCACCAGACACCAGACUGGACAAUCCAUGUUGUUGUGAAUUUUGGUUAAAUGUACAGUUAAACAGGUUUAAUAAUAAAAAUGC
Molecule: messenger RNA, 1230 nt
Organism: Owenia fusiformis
Lineage: Eukaryota; Metazoa; Annelida; Polychaeta; Sabellida; Oweniidae
Source: the annotation of a GenBank genome assembly